Molecule: messenger RNA, 369 nt
Organism: Caenorhabditis bovis
Lineage: Eukaryota; Metazoa; Nematoda; Chromadorea; Rhabditida; Rhabditidae
Source: the annotation of a GenBank genome assembly
AUGCAACUAUUUCUCACCUGCUCGCUGGUAAUCCUCUCAUCGACUUGUAAUUGCUCGGAGAACCCAAGGCACAAUGAGGCUUCAAGGGAUAAUUCGGAUAUCUGGCUUGUCAUCAUUCUAUGCUUCCUUUUCUGUUUCGCGUUGAGACACGCCAAUGAUUUCUACCAUGGUGAAACGGUAACCCUAGUUAAAGAAGGAGAGUACGGACGUCGGUUUUGUCGGCGAGUUCGCAAUAAGCAUCUACAACAAAUUGAGAACGAUUUCAAUGAUAUGUUCCAAAAAUUGUGCGAGAAGCAGGACAAGGAGCUGGACGAGGAAGGCUGCAGCGGAUAUUACGAAGAGAAACGAGGAACUAGACUAUAUAAUUAA